AUGGACUCGAGAUCUAAGGGGGAAUUACGGUUGGAUGGUCGGGAAAUGGUGGAGAUAAAAGUGCCAGAAGGCUUAGAGGGUGAGAUUUACAUGCGGGAGUAUCGACAUGGCGGUCGAGUUGGGACUGUUUUGAUUAGUAGAGAUAAGACGUAUCGGUUGGUAUGCCGUGAAGAUAGUAAUACUAAAAUGGUGCGUAGGGGUGGAGGAGUUCUAUCAGAGAUAAAGAUGUGUUUGGAGUGUAGUGAGUUGAAGUAUGGUUCGAAAGAAAUUGCUGAGUUGGUGCCCGAAGUAAGACUAGAGGAAGUUAAGGAAGAGAAGUUCUAUGUGCCAAUGGGAAGGGUAAUGGAGAUGUAUCCCAUGUCAAAUGAAGAGUACCAGAAGAUUAUGCAGGAGAUAGAUGGAAUAAUUAUUACGCGGGGGGAUCGGGUUUAUUUAGGGAAGUUAGCUAAGAAGUUAGUCUUGGAUGUCUUAAUGUUAGUGCGGAGUUUGAUUAUUAGUAAGCGCGAGAAGUGUUCGGGGGUGAUUAAGGAGGAGUUUAAGGAAAUCUUUCCUGAGGAGUUGUACCAAUUAGUAGAGAGAUACAGUGUAGAUGGAGUGUUAGAUCCGGAGCUGAUUCAGAAGGAGAUAGUGAAAGUGUUACGACUAACAGUAGAUAGUGACGAGGAGUUUCAAAAACAGAUGAAAAUUAACCGAUUGGGUUAG
Messenger RNA from Nematocida homosporus, 702 nucleotides. RefSeq lists its product as uncharacterized. The record is from RefSeq and is a predicted model, not a curated record. Bases 1 to 702 code for a protein of 233 amino acids. The transcript has a single exon. Lineage: Eukaryota; Fungi; Microsporidia.